AGGGAGGGGAGGUAUGAGUAAAGGGAUAAGCUGGCAACAGGUUGGCUAGGUCGCGAACGCUUCAACCGCAAUUGUUUCCCCGUCUCAAAGCUCAGGUCCCCACCCCCUCGUUCUCUCUCUUUCGAUUCAUUUUCCCCACUCUCUCUUCUCUCUCUCUGCAAUUAGGGCUACACUCUGAAUUUCAAUUUCAAAAUUUCAAGAAACUUGAAUCUUCCGGUGUUGGGUUUUUCUUUGCCAGAGAUGGAGUCUUGGUGAACUCCCUUCUGGAGCAGGAAGAACAGCAAGACUGAGACUCGAGGAGAGAGGCCCGGGCAUUGUUGGAGUUUGUACGUUACUGGUGCAGAUCCGGUGCUUCUCUGUCGGAAAUGAGUGCGUCUAGAUUCAUUAAGUGCGUCACCGUCGGUGACGGCGCUGUCGGUAAAACCUGUAUGCUGAUAUCCUACACGAGCAAUACAUUCCCUACGGACUAUGUGCCGACUGUUUUUGACAAUUUCAGUGCUAAUGUUGUCGUGGAUGGAAGCACUGUUAACCUAGGGUUAUGGGAUACUGCUGGUCAGGAGGAUUACAAUAGAUUAAGGCCCUUGAGCUAUCGAGGCGCAGAUGUCUUUAUACUUGCUUUCUCUCUCAUAAGCAAGGCUAGCUAUGAAAAUGUUGCUAAGAAGUGGAUUCCUGAAUUAAGGCAUUACGCACCUGGUGUUCCAAUAAUUCUUGUUGGAACAAAGCUUGAUCUUCGAGAUGAUAAGCAGUUCUUUAUAGACCAUCCCGGUGCAGUGCCCAUUGCUACGCCUCAGGGAGAAGAGCUUAGGAAACUGAUUGGAGCUCCUGCCUACAUCGAGUGUAGUUCAAAAACACAGCAGAAUGUCAAGGCAGUUUUUGAUGCAGCCAUUAAGGUCGUGCUCCAGCCUCCGAAGCAAAAGAAGAAGAAGAGAAAGGCACAAAAGGCUUGCUCCAUACUGUGAUCUAGGAGGGAUUCUAUUAUAGGAGACAAUGACCCGUCAGCCUCUCGCUGCAGUGUAUCUGUCUGUCUGUUUAUGUCCUUUUCAAUUCCACGUCCUCCUUUUCUAUUCCACGUGCGCUGUAAGGAAGCAGCAAGCUGGUUGUGUAUAGUCUUGACCAACAUGCUAGGGAUCUAUGAGAUUAUUAGUUUCUGGCUUUACCUGUUUACACACGAUUUGUAACUCUGAUUAGUACUAGCAUUCCAUGUUGACAAGUGGAAGUGGUGGUGUUUAAAAUUUUUCUCCCGCAUUUACCAGAUGCGAGGAAGAUCCCUAAUAUGUAUGGUACUGCAAAGUUUGGAUUGCUUUAUGUGGUUUCAUUUUGUUGACA
Molecule: messenger RNA, 1326 nt
Organism: Juglans microcarpa x Juglans regia
Lineage: Eukaryota; Viridiplantae; Streptophyta; Magnoliopsida; Fagales; Juglandaceae
Product: rac-like GTP-binding protein 5
Exons: 7
Coding region: 366-959 (197 amino acids)
Biological process (GO): cortical cytoskeleton organization; regulation of actin cytoskeleton organization; regulation of cell shape
Cellular component (GO): cytoskeleton; nucleus; cell projection
Molecular function (GO): protein kinase binding; GTP binding; GTPase activity
Source: RefSeq, a predicted model, not a curated record